Molecule: messenger RNA, 986 nt
Organism: Cutaneotrichosporon oleaginosum
Lineage: Eukaryota; Fungi; Basidiomycota; Tremellomycetes; Trichosporonales; Trichosporonaceae
Biological process (GO): calcineurin-mediated signaling; protein dephosphorylation
Cellular component (GO): calcineurin complex
Molecular function (GO): calcium ion binding; calcium-dependent protein serine/threonine phosphatase regulator activity; phosphatase binding
Source: RefSeq, a predicted model, not a curated record
AUCACUUCGUUUCAAUCCUUGUACUUGUACCAUUACCAAAUCCUGGCUGGCCCGUGCUCUUCCCGCCAGCUCAUCGCGUCAUACGCGUCCACCGCCACUCUCCUCCACAUUGUUCUUGUCCCAUCUCUCAACGCGCGAUCACUUGGUCCAGCGCCCACCCCUCACCGUUCCCCACACACCGCGCUCGAAGCGCUCCCCUCACACCUUACACGCACGCAUCAGCGCCUCGACACAAUGGGCCAGGCAGAGUCCUCCGUCUUCACCAACCUCGAGAAGAACUCGAACUUCUCGGCGCCCGAGCUUCUGCGCCUCAAGAAGCGCUUCAUGAAGCUCGACAAGGACGGCUCAGGAUCGAUUGACAAGGACGAGUUCCUCCAGAUUCCCCAGAUCGCAACCAACCCGCUCGCGCACCGCAUGAUUGCCAUCUUUGAUGAGGACGGCUCCGGCACCGUCGACUUCCAGGAGUUUGUGGGCGGUUUGAGCGCGUUCUCGUCAAAGGGUGGGCGUGACGAGAAGCUGCGUUUCGCGUUCAAGGUGUAUGACAUGGACCGUGACGGGUACAUUUCGAACGGCGAGCUUUACCUCGUGCUCAAGCAGAUGGUCGGCAACAACCUCAAAGACCAGCAGCUGCAGCAAAUUGUUGACAAGACGAUCAUGGAGGCGGACAAGGAUGGCGAUGGCAAGCUUUCGUUUGAGGAGUUUACCGACAUGGUGGCCAACACGGACAUUGUCAAGCAAAUGACGCUCGAGGACUUGUUCUAAGCCUCCUUUCUUCUCACUCAUUGAUACCCACGAUCGCGAUGCCACAUCAGCCUACAUGUACCAGGGCGGCACGGGUGGCCGCUGCACAUGCUCCCUCUCUCGACCUUGAUGGUGUGCUCUGAUGUCCUGCACUAACUAAUUCAACCGUCUGUUGGCGUACCAUGGACGUAUUCAUGGGUGGUAUGCCCACCUUUACCUGGUAUACCCUAUGCAGUUGAGAGUUG